This is a messenger RNA of Manduca sexta (tobacco hornworm), 3292 nucleotides long. It is a transcript of the gene mirr, whose product is annotated as homeobox protein caupolican. Gene Ontology annotation, cellular component: nucleus. Gene Ontology annotation, molecular function: RNA polymerase II cis-regulatory region sequence-specific DNA binding; DNA-binding transcription factor activity, RNA polymerase II-specific. NCBI's taxonomy places the organism in Eukaryota, Metazoa, Arthropoda, Insecta, Lepidoptera, Sphingidae. Bases 182 to 1483 code for a protein of 433 amino acids. The record is from RefSeq and is a predicted model, not a curated record. The transcript has 5 exons. Gene Ontology annotation, biological process: neuron differentiation; regulation of transcription by RNA polymerase II; cell development.
GGCAUGCUCCGCGCUCGGGCUCGCCCCGCCGCCGCCACCGCCGCCGUCGCCGCCCGGCUCUAGUGGCACCGCCAGUGGCGCGACACAACAUGCGACUGUGAAGUGUGUGCGGACAGUGACACGGACAUUACGCGUAACGUGAUUUAUUUACUAGUUUACCGGCAAGUUACUCAGUGAAACGAUGACUUCCCAAUUCGCCUUCAGGGGAUCUCCGCCCAAUCAGAGCACCAUAUCGACAGCCUCCAACAGUCCGCCGCCGGCGCAGGCGGGAAUGAGCGCGGGAGCGGGCGGCGCGAGCGGCGCGCCCCGGCCCAGCUCGCCCGCCGCUGCCCCCUCGCGCUGCUGCGACACUGGCCGCCCCAUAUUCCAGGACCCGAUCACAGGACAGACUGUUUGCUCGUGUCAGUACGAGUUUCUCAACUACCAGAGGCUCGCGUCCGGCGUGCCUCUGUCUAUGUACAGUGCCCCGUAUUCGGACGCGGCUGCAGCCACUGCCGCCGGCAUGGCAGCCUACUUCCCCGCAUUAGCUGCUGAUCAGCCGCCGUUCUACACAAACGCAGCGGCCAGCAUUGAGCUGAAAGAGAACCUCGCGGCCAGCGCAGCUAGUUGGCCAUAUCCCGCUGUUUAUCAUCCUUACGAUGCAGCAUUCGCGGGAUAUCCUUUUAAUGGAUACGGCAUGGAUUUAAACGGCGCAAGAAGAAAAAAUGCCACUAGAGAAACAACCAGUACAUUGAAGGCAUGGCUCAACGAGCACAAGAAGAACCCGUACCCAACGAAGGGCGAGAAGAUAAUGCUAGCUAUCAUCACCAAGAUGACGCUGACGCAGGUGUCGACGUGGUUCGCAAACGCGCGCCGCCGUCUCAAGAAGGAGAAUAAGAUGACGUGGGAGCCGAGAAACAGGGUUGAUGAUGAUGACAAUAAUAAUGACGAUGAUGAUCACAAGAGUAACGAUGGGAAGGAUGUUCUAGAUGGAAAAGACUCCGGUACUGGAUCAAGCGAAGAUGGUGAAAGACCGCAACAAAGAUUGGACUUGUUGGGGCAAAGAACUGAAUCAGAGUGGUCGGAAUCGCGUGCUGACAGUGGUCCGGAGUCCCCGGAACCUUACGAGAGGCCGAUACAUCCGGCUUAUCAGCAUUUACCAUCACGCGCACCACCUGGCAGCACGCCAGCCUCUGCAAAGCCCAGAAUAUGGUCCCUCGCAGACAUGGCUAGCAAAGAAGGGGAAUCUCCAGCGCCACCUCCGUCUGCGUCAGCGUUUUAUCAAUCAGCGGCUGCGGUGGCGGCGGCUCGGCUCGCCCAUCCCUACAGCCGGCCGGAGUUGUACCGCGGGCUGUACCCGCCGACGCACCCUGCCGACGUGGCGCUACUAGAGUACUCUCGCUCGCUGGCCCUGGCCGCGCCGGCGCCAGCACCGCCCGCGCCCUCGCCGUCGUCGUCGUCGACCUCCUCGCUGGCCGAGCCGCCGCCGCCGCCCCGUGCCUGACCGCUGGCCCCCCGACCGCCGCUGGCGCACCGACAAUAAACGCGUUCUCGCCCGACGAGUGCCGCGAGGGCCCCUCACGGUCUGUAAAUACCAAUAGACUAAAUAAUGCAAUUAUAUAUGUAUAUGUAUACAUACGUAUAAAUACGUGAUAAUAAUGAUAUGCACCGGUAGAGAAGUUUAGAUAUUGUGAUAGUGGACACACGCGAGACCCCGCGCCGUGAGGUUGACAACUCGCAAAUGACGUCGGCGCCCGCCGCCGACCGACCGACAAUACUAGGUGCUAAUACAAGUUGGACCUUGCGACAUGUUGCUGUAGUUAUUACUGGAGGUGGUUCAUACGAAGUGAUUUCAUUCAAAUAUAGGUAUUAAUAUGUGUUACGUUUCUUAUAGACAACACUGUUCUAGACUAUUAUUUGUAUGUAGUGUAAAUUAUUAUAAUUUUCAAAUAUUCUCUUUAUAAUUAGUGCCUAAUUACGUCCAGUGUUUUGUUUGGUAGUUUCACGCGAAUAUCUAACUUUCGACUAUAAAUAUUUAUUAAUACGAGGUCAGUAGUUAUUGUAACGAGCGUUUACUGUAAGUCCUUAUUUUUUACAAUUUAUUUUGAUAUUCAGAUUUAUUCAGAAUUAAGUACCUAGAGAAAUCUGUAUAGUUAAUUUCUAGUCAGGAAACUAUGAUUGUCGUCUAUGUUACAUGUUAUAACUACACACAUAAAUAUGCUUUUCAUUUGUAUUAUAUCUUCGUUGUCAUAAGUUAUUCCUAAUAAUCCUAACAGGGCUGGCUCCGUUGUGAUUUCCAUUCAAAAUAAAUUCUGUUCUUUUCGUAAGUGAUUUCAUAGUACAUAAGCUGGCACUUAUAAAAUACACAAACUUGAUAAAUAUAUGCUUGAAUUUAUUGAAUUUAUAUCAAUGUUGUAGUCCGAAUUAGGUCUUCUGGUAAAUAUUCGAAAUGUAAUAUGUAGAACCAUGAUAUCUUAUAAAUAGGGACCAAGGAAAUUUCCAAAAUAUAACCAUAUUCCCAUUAUUAAUAAAGCCAUUCAUUCGUACACAUAAUUUAUAUUUCCUAAUCAAUAAUAAACACCGAUAGUAUAGAUAAAUGAAAGUAAUAUGUUACGUCAUAUCUUUCUAGGAUUUUUUAAUUAUAACUAAUUUACAUCACGAAGGAACAAGAUUUAUUUUGAUAUUAAUAUGUAAUAAACUAGCCAGCCCUAUCCUAUGUAUUAAUAGUUUACAGUUUGAAAAAAAUAUCUUUCAUUAUUUUUCAUGAUAAUACGGCCUUGUAUGAUUGAAACGUUAAAACAAUUUAGUUAGUGAGGAUUUAUUUCUAAACACUGUAAAAUAUUUUUUUCAAUAUUGUAGAGACUGAAAGUCCAAAAUUGAGUCUAUAGUUUUGUACAUAUGUCACUGUUGUAAGUAUAUAUUGUAAUGAUAUCGCGAAUAUUUAAGAGAGGUACAUGCAAUAAAUUUUUCUGUAUUAGCAAUCCUUUUGAUGUAAAUAAUACGGAGUCUCCACGCUCCAUGUAGUAUUGUAAACAACGAAGUACUGUUCUGUAUAGACAUACACGCGAACGGCUUAUGUUUCUAAAAUACACUUGGUAAUGGAAGUUAAUAGAAUGUACAGUUGCGUACGUUUAAUCACUCUGUAGGUUAUUUUUAAAUAAUCUUUAACAUCAACAAUAUUCACUACGUGUUACUGAACUUAGCAAAUGGAUACCAAUCGAUGUAUAUUGUUAUUUUGUUAACUUCAAGCGUCUUUUAACCGUUUUCCGGAAAGGUGUGUGAAUAGAUGCAAUAAAAUUUAAUACAGAAAUUA